CGCUAAUUGUGUCCUCGCGCUCCCUCCCAGUCACGGGGAAUAUGUACUUCACUUCCGCUAUCUUCUUCCUUGUUCGACGUGUCAAGUCAGACGGCGAGGCUUGGAGCGUUGGCUACAUGCGAGAGAAUAACUGUAUAUGAAGCGCCAACUUCCAAUGUCCUAGCUACCACUACUCCGUAGUUAAAACAGACUGGUGAAGCGGGGAACGAGAGCCAACGCUUGCAAGCCCCAGCCUCCAGUUUUCAUAUCCAACUCCCUAGUUAACUACCCCUCUGCUACGUGGGCACCUGCUUCGUUACAAAUCACACACAUUUUCAAAGCUUCCACAGAGCUCUUUUUGGCAUCAAGUCCUGUCUCGUUCAUCACCGCUUUGCAGCCCCUCUCCUCAUUACUUCUCCUUGAGAGGGGCUCGCCGGACUUGCCCGCCAGCAGCGACGCAGCCCUCAUGGCUUCUCCCGCUCAAUGUUUCUACUGUUUUGAAUGUCUAUCUGCUGUCUUUAACGGCACAGAUGCUCCUAGUCUUGCAGUGGUAGAAGACCUGUGGGAAGCAUUCGAAUCUACGAAAGAUCUUGCUUUGCGAGCCAAUUUUCAGGAUCCUGCAGAUCACCUGGACAACGGCGAAACGGUUGCGAAUGGAGAUCGUUCAGAAAUGCGAAACGAUGACUGCGACGAAUCUGACGAUGGAGCUGAAAUUACAAACCCCCCUCAGAGGAUGCAAUUGCCUAGCAUUAGCCGCCUUCAAGGGGUCUCGUCAUCCCACUCGUCCAACUCAUCUACCCCUUCUGCACUCUCCCAUAGCUCCUCGCGCUCCGCCUUGACAAGCGCAUCUUCUACAACCUCUAUUAGUCCAAGAGCCUCUUCUUUGUUCUCACGAUCAAAAGGAACUGCGCCAAAUUUUUCAACUGAUACUGCUGACAUGUCAUACCCAUUAUUCGUCACCUGGAACACCCUCUCCACCAGCGGUCAUAAAUCGCUUCGCGGCUGCAUAGGUACAUUUGAGCCACAGGAACUGGCCGCUGGCUUGAAAUCGUACGCACUCACAUCUGCUUUCGGUGACACGCGUUUCCCGCCUAUCCCAGCAUCCCUACUUCCUUCCCUUUCUUGUUCUCUAACCCUCCUCUCCUCUUUUGAACCCUGCUCCCAUGCUCUCGACUGGACCCUGGGCACCCACGGCCUACGAAUAUCUUUUAUAUACCGCGGAAGACGGUUAGGCGCUACCUACCUUCCUGAUGUAGCCGUUGAGCAAGGCUGGACGAAGGAAGAAGCCGUGGAAAGCUUAAUGAGAAAAGCAGGCUGGGAGGGCUACAGUAGCAGCAGUGCUGGCGGUAGGGUGGCACGCAGAUUUCUUCGAGGAACUGCGAAUUCAUCAGCCAGUGCAAACUAUGCGACGGGGAAACCGUGGGAGGACGUUUCUGAGUUUAAAACGGUUAGGUAUCAAGGGCUGAAGGCGAGUGCCACUUUUUCAGAAUGGCAGGAGUGGAGGAAGUGGGUGGAGUCGUCCGGCAGCCGACGGGAACUUCUAGAGUCGUGCAUGUGAAUGAUUUGGAGAUAUAUUAUUUGUUCUUUCUCCCUUCUGUCCCCUCUUCUUUUCGAUCUCCAAUUCCUUUUUUCAUGUUAUUUUUUCUUCUCCAUCCUUAAUUCCCAUGAUUUCCGAUAUAUCCUGCCCGGUUCUUUUUCUAUUCAUAGAAUUCCAAUAUUAUUAAACUAACAUAAAUGGAGGCUGAUUGUGGUACCUACUUCUUUAAUAUAUGAUUAUUCCGGUUACAGGACACUCGCGGAUAAUUGUUUACAUUAUAAUUACGCGUAGAGUUUGUCAUCGCGAAUUAUUUUGGUAAUGUUUCCACUUCAGCAGACUGGGCUACAGCAUCCCAACUCAGCUUUGUAGCUGCUCGCAUUUUCUAGCUGUCGGCCGCAAAACCACUCCAUCACGAUUCGCUUCGCGUCGGGAAGGGUUUCGGCUGGCAAUGAACUGAAUUGCUACGUGGUUAGGCAUUGGUCAAUUUACUCAUCUUCAGUGUAUAUAUUUUCUCAUAAUCCCAGUGCCGUAAAUGAUAUAAUUUGCACUCAAAUAAGUAGUAAAUAUUUGACAGGAUAAAACAAGGAUGUAAAUUGAUUCCCAAGGGAGGAUGCCACAUAAGAAAAGCACUGCAAUUGGUAUAUAUUCUCCAUUCUGAGGAGGGAAGAGAAA
Molecule: messenger RNA, 2188 nt
Organism: Blastomyces dermatitidis ER-3
Lineage: Eukaryota; Fungi; Ascomycota; Eurotiomycetes; Onygenales; Ajellomycetaceae
Product: ammecr1 family protein
Exons: 2
Coding region: 446-1537 (363 amino acids)
Source: RefSeq, a predicted model, not a curated record